AUGACCCAACAGAUGCAGAACCUGCAGUUGUCCCAGACCAGGAAGUGUCCCGGAGGGCCAGCCUCGCCCAGUGCCGCCAAGCGCCUCUACCGAAACCUGUCGGAGAAGCUGCGUGGAAGCACCUCCUCCUUUGAGGAUGCCUACUUCUUCGGGAAGACAGACCGCCUCCGAAAAACUUCGACCAUGCAGGGCAGUGAGUGCAUCUUUGAGGCGGUGGAGCAGCAGGACCUGGAUGCCGUGCAGAUACUACUGUACCAGUUCUCAGCUGAAGAACUGGAUCUGAACACGCCCAACAGCCAGGGCUUAACACCGCUUGACAUUGCUGUCAUGACCAACAACACGCCCAUUGCCAAGCUGCUGCUGAAGGCCGGCGGCAAGGAGAGCCCUCACUUUGUGAGCGUGGAGAGUCGGGAGGCUCACCUGAGUGCUCUGGUGCUGGAGGCGGAGCGUCGGGCAGCCGACCUGGCAGCUCAGGCUCAGAGGGACGGCCUCUCGCUUGAAGCCUGCCACAAAGACAAGCAGCUGAGGACGUGGGAGUGGAGGAACAAGCUGUACAAGCGCAUGAAGACGGGCUUCCAGCAUGCGCGUCCCCCAGAGGCCCCGACCAUGGUCCGUCUGAGCGUGACUAGCAGCACCACAUUGACCGUCACCUUCCAGGAGCCGCAGAGUCUGAAUUCCACCGUGGUGACCAAAUACAGAGUGGAGUGGAGCUGCCUGAAGGAUUUCUCUCUGCUGGCCGGUGACGUGGUUCUGGAUAAUCUGCAGAACCUCAAGUGGACCAUCAGCAGCCUCUCCACGGGUCGGGUCUACCACGUGCGGGUGUCGGCCUACAACAUGAAGGGCUGGGGUCCACCGGCUUCCUCCCUGCCUCCGUCUGCAGCUCCGUCCAACUGGAGGGAGAGCGACGGCCGGGAGCCCAGGAAGCGUGGCCACAUCGAGGCCAUGGAGCGCCUGCUGCAGCAGGUUCGAGCGACCCACACGCACUACUGCUGUGGAGACCCGUCGAAGCUGCAGAACCCCAGCAGGAAGCAGUCGGUCUCCAGAAGCCUCAAACAUCUCUUCAACUCCAACAAGUUUGUCAAAACUCUGAAGAGGGGGAUCUACCUGGCUGCUGUCUUCUACCAUAAGGACAGCCUGCUGGUGACCGCCGAGGACCACAUCCCCAUCGUGGAGGUGGACGACUCCUACAGCAGCACGCUCAUGCAGGACUUCUUGUGGUUCACAAAGCUGUCCUGUAUGUGGGAGGACGUCCGGUGGCUCAGACAGAGCAUGUCCGUCUCAAUGUCGUCCUCGUCCACACUGCAGGCCCGACACAAGAUGCUGACCGCCACCGGGCAGAUGCAGAACCUCCUGGGAACACAUAACCUGGGUCGGGUCCACUAUGAGCCCAUCAAAGAUCGCCAUGGCAACGUGCUGUUGGUGACGAUCCGAGACACGGAGAGCCAGCACUCACUGGUCAGCGGGAAGUGGAUGCAGGUGACCAAACUGCAGAGCCAGAGGAAGUCCCUGUCCACGCCCGAGGAGCCGUACGCCCUCGACAUCCUCAUCAUCACCAUGCAGUGUGUCUGUGUGUCUCUCUCUGUGUCUCUCUGUCUCUCUGUCUGUCUCUGUCUCCAGGCCCGUCACUUCCGUCUCUACAGUCAGGAGGUGGUGGAGCUCGGUCACGGCGUCUCCUUCCUGCUGCUGCUUCCUCCUGCUGAUGAUGUUUGCUCCGCCCCCGGACAGUCCAACCCCUACAGCCCGCUCUCAGGGUUCCUGCACCUGCCGCUGCAGAUGUUUGAGCUCGUUCAUUUCUGCACCUACAAGGAGAAGUUCAUCAGUCUGUACUGCCGUCUGUCCUCAGUCCUGGACCUGGACGCCCUCAUUACCCAGCAGGCACUGCGGGAGGCUAUCACCGACAGCGAGGUGACCACCGCCAAGCAUCGACACCAGCUCGUCCUGGACUACAUCCAGCAGCUGGACGAGGUGCGGCGGGAUCUUCGUUGGAUCACGGACGCCCUGCAGUCCGCCCGCUACAAGCAGCCCUGCGGCGGCGCGCCCAUCACCUGCCUGGUGGACGCCAACGCUCCAGAGAGCGUCUCGGGUCAGCAGAAAACCGACUCCACCUCCUCCAACAUGGACUACCUGCCCACACCGUCCCCGUCCCCGGAGCUCCGCCGGAGGACGGCCAUCAGUGACUCUCUGCUGGGAUCUGAUGAGGACGGGUCCUCCGAGGUCUUCCUGCCCACCGACAGCGAUUACGACUCCGGUGACCCCCUGAGUCCACGAGAACUGGACCUGUUCUACUCUCCAGGCCCAGACUUCUCCCAGCAGGCCGUGCACUCGCUGGGCGGCAGCGCCCCUGAUGUCCUACAGGUCAACGAGCUCAGGUGCAGCGUCUGCCCGUCUGCAGACUCCCCCACCUCCUCCACAUCAGUGAAGGACUCUCUCCUCCCUUCCUCCCCCUCCACAGACCUCCCCUCCAGCAUCCCACCUCACCCCCCACCUCACUCCAGGACCCUCCCCACGUCCCCGUCCCUACCCCUGUCACCCAGGUUCUACAAAGACCUGCCACUGUCCCUCCCCCUUUCCCCGGGUCUGUCUUACACCACCAGGACUCUGGAGGGACUCUCCCUGUCCAAGGAGGGCCCUGCCCCCCUCAGGGCCCUCACCAACCCCCCCGCUAAGAGAAAACUGCUGUCCAGGAGCCAUCGGGGCCAGUACUUCAGCGGGCCCCAGCGCUGGCUGCGGGGCCACAGCGGGGACAGUCUCACUGGGUCCUUAUCUGAGGGGGUCUACACCAAGCAGCUGGACCCCGACCUGCACACUUCCUCCCCGCAGGGCCACACUUUCAUUAGCCACGCCUCCUGCGUCCUGGAGAACCGGAAGGCCCGGCACCGGGACCCACGGCCCCACGUCCGCAGGAUCUUUGUGGAGCCCUGCAGGGAGCUGUCCCCAGACCACCAGACGGAGCGAGGGGAGGGGGUCUCGGCAGCAGGCAUGUCUGUGGUCGUAGCGGAGUCGGAGUCUGGAGAAGAGGAGCCAGAAGGAGCCGCCGCCCAGGAAGUGGACUCAGACGAGCAAAGCAACGCGCAGCUUUCAGAAAUCCUCAGCAGCACGUUGUAG
Molecule: messenger RNA, 3105 nt
Organism: Nematolebias whitei (Rio pearlfish)
Lineage: Eukaryota; Metazoa; Chordata; Actinopteri; Cyprinodontiformes; Rivulidae
Gene: ankfn1a
Product: ankyrin repeat and fibronectin type III domain containing 1
Exons: 16
Coding region: 1-3105 (1034 amino acids)
Biological process (GO): regulation of establishment of bipolar cell polarity; establishment of mitotic spindle orientation
Cellular component (GO): spindle
Molecular function (GO): protein binding
Source: RefSeq, a predicted model, not a curated record